Molecule: messenger RNA, 1695 nt
Organism: Triplophysa rosa
Lineage: Eukaryota; Metazoa; Chordata; Actinopteri; Cypriniformes; Nemacheilidae
Gene: atg12
Product: ATG12 autophagy related 12 homolog (S. cerevisiae)
Exons: 4
Coding region: 60-422 (120 amino acids)
Biological process (GO): C-terminal protein lipidation; nucleophagy; autophagy of mitochondrion
Cellular component (GO): Atg12-Atg5-Atg16 complex; cytoplasm; phagophore assembly site membrane
Source: RefSeq, a predicted model, not a curated record
UGACACAGACAGUACGUCUGCAGCUGUGACGUGCGGCUGCUGAUUUUGUUCGUUGGAGGAUGUCUGACAGCGCAGAAUCUCCCACAGAAAAUCAAAAAGAUGAACCUUCUAUACAGCACAAUGUCACUGAGCAUGCGGGAUCACCGGAUGAGAAGAAAAAGAUUGACAUACUGUUAAAGGCGGUCGGUGACACGCCCAUCAUGAAGACCAAGAAAUGGGCUGUGGAGAGAGGGAGAACAGUACAGUCCCUUGCUCAGUUCAUCUCACGCUUCCUCAAGCUGGAGCCUAGUGAACAACUGUUCAUUUACGUCAAUCAGUCAUUUGCUCCGUCACCAGACCAAGAAGUUGGUGUGCUUUUUGAGUGUUUUGGAAGUGAUGGGAAACUAGUUCUCCAUUACUGCAAGUCCCAGGCCUGGGGAUGAUCUUAUUUCUCUUUAUCUCAAAUCUCCCACUGUCUUUCUUAUGUGAACACCUAACAAACCCAUUUACACAUCAUCAUUGUUUUAUAACUUAUUGAUUUUCCUGUGUUAUUUUUGUAAAUAAUAAAGUGUAAAUAAUAUUGUUAAACAUUGUGUCAUCUCAUGGGGAUUUUAAAGCUUGGGGAAAUAUAUGGAAUUCAUAUCGACAGAUUUUCAAGAUUAUGAUAAAAUAAUCUACAGAGGGAGGGACAUUCUGUGAUUUUCAGUAGUAUACAGUAGAUUACUUUUAGCCUGGGGAUGGGUGAAUAGGUCACGUGAUAUGGGGUUGGGAAUGUACGAGGGUGUGAAGAACAGGUGGAAUGCAGUGAUGUAAAAGAAAACUGGAUAGCAAGAUGAAGACGGGGCUAACAGAUGGACUGAACAGGGAUUAUGAGUGCUGGGGUUAGAGUGUGGCACAAAUUGCCAGGAAAGGCAGGAAAAGGAGGAGAUUGGUGCAGGAUUGUACCAAAAAAGGGGAAAACCUAAAAUAAGAGCGUAAGGAUAAGGAGGAACGCUGCCUGCUACCAAAGAGGCAAGGACAUGUAAAGAUACAAAAAAAGGAAAGGAAAUGAAUAAUUCAAAUAGGAAGAAACUGACAAUGAGCAUGAUGUAGGAAGACCGAGCUGCUCAGGUAAAAUUAAACUUUUAAUGCUUAAAUUAAUUUUGUUGAAUUUCUUUAAAAAAUGGGUUUGUUGCAAAGAUGCUGAUGCAGACAUCAAUUUAUUAAUGUACAAUAAUUAAUGUAAUUUGCCUUUGACAUCAUGGUGCAUUUUUUUGGUGAGGCACAUAGUACUGUUAUUUUCUUAGCAAGAAAUGAGCGUUGAGUAUUUUGAGUGCCUAAAAUGAUCUAUAAAUAAAAUAGCACAGGUUGCACGGUUAAAAAUUAUAGUAUAGGAGUAUAUUUUGAAGAUAGACAUAGUACAGUACAUAGCCAAUAGGUCAUUUUUACAUUUUCUUCAUUGCGGAAAUCCUUAAAAGAGUGAAAAAACAACACAGGGACACCUACAAAACCCAAACAGAUUAAAACAGAUUAUUAUAGGAUUACAAGUAAAAUUAGAUUUAUUGCAGGAGCUCAACUAAUAGUUUCAUCACGUAACUUCAAAUGUAAUCCUUUGAAUUUCCUCUCUCUCCUUUUCUCAUUUUUAAUCCCAUUCAUUGGUACGCAUGGGUGGAUGAUUCAUCAGUCAAUAAAAUGGAAUAAUUCUAUAUAAUUUAUACAUAAUUUUUUUAAAUGAUA